Paramecium sonneborni is the source of this 1396-nucleotide messenger RNA. The record is from the annotation of a GenBank genome assembly. Lineage: Eukaryota; Ciliophora; Oligohymenophorea; Peniculida; Parameciidae.
UAUAAAAUGAAAAUUUUAUGUAAAAAAAUAAUAAAGGGAGUAGGAUUUAUAAAAGUGAUACCAGAAGAAGAUGAUGAUUUUUGGCAUUUAUAUAACUUAUUAUCGGUGGGUGAUAUAAUAAAGACUAGUACACAUAGAAAGAUAGUAAAAGAAAGUAAUUAAAUAUAAUAUUGAUUAGGUUAGACAGGUACGAAGGUAGCAGAGAAACGUAGGAUUUAUGUAUUUUUGAAGGUGCAUGAAAUAAAUUAUUGGGCAGAUUAAUAUUUAUUAUUAUCAAUAAAGGGUAGAAAUUGUUAAGAAUCUCAUUGGUUAUCAUUAGGUUAAUUUCAUACAUAUGAAGUGGAAUUAAAUCAAAAGAUAGUGAUUUAUAAAGAGAAUUGGGAUAGAUUUCAUUAUGCAAUAUUAGAUUAGAUAAAACAAUAAUAAACAUCAUCAGAAGUAGCAGCAUUUAUAAUGGAAGAAGGAGUUGGUCAUUUAUGUUUGAUUGGAUAAGCAACAACUAGAUUGAAAUAGAAAGUAGAAAAACAAAUAACAAAAAAGAGAAAUUAGAAUGAAUAAAGAGAAAAGGGAAUGGAAGAAUUUUUUAAAGCAUGUUUAGCAGCCCUAGAAUAAGAUUCAUUGAUGGAAUAAGUUAAAUGUUUAAUAGUGGCAUCUCCAGGGUAAGAAUAUAUAUAGUAUUAUUAUUGUAGAUUCGUGAAAGAUGAUUUCUAUGCAUUUCUGAGAUAAACAUUUUAGAAAGAAGAAAAAUAUAAAGGAUAAUAAAAGAUAUUGUUAGAUAAAAUAUUUUUGGCUAAAUCAAGUUCAGGAUAUUUAAAUAGUUUGAUGGAAAUCUUAUAGGAUCAAUAAGUUUAACAAAGAUUAGAAAACACAAAGUAAGACUAUGAAUGAUUUUAAGGGCUAUGUAAGAGAUAAUGAUUUUGGAAAAGUUUUUUUAAUAAUUGAGAGUUGAUAUAACCAAAGUAGCAUAUGGUAAGAAAGAUAUCGAGUUUGCUCAUAGUUUAGGAGCAAUCUAAACAUUAUUAAUUAGUGAUAAAGUUGCCAGAGCAAAAGAUCCAAAAGUAAGAAGAUAAUGGCUUUCUGUAAUUGAAGAAAUUAAAAGAAAAGGAGGUGAAGUAUUCAUCUUCUCUAGUUUACAUCCAUCUGGAAAAUAAUUAAACAAUUACACAGGAAUUGCUGCCAUCUUGUAUGUUUCAGUCUAAUUUGAUUAUGAAGAUGAAGAAGAAGUUGAUGAAGAAUAAGUAGAAUAAUAAAUCUAACAACAUCAACAUCAACAUGAUUCAGAAGAAUUUAAAAUGGAUUUAUCAGUCUAAAAGAAGUUUGAAGAGUUUGGUAUGGAAGAGGAUGAUGAUAAUCAAGGAGAUUUUUGAAUCUAUUGUUUUGUAUAUUUAAAUGAAAG